Molecule: messenger RNA, 6482 nt
Organism: Psylliodes chrysocephalus
Lineage: Eukaryota; Metazoa; Arthropoda; Insecta; Coleoptera; Chrysomelidae
Source: the annotation of a GenBank genome assembly
CAUGUAAAGACAAGUGACAAGUAGUGAAGCAAACUUGGAAACUUGUAACCUUUUUGUUUUGUUGUCACUUUUUUUAUAAAUAUAUUUUUUUUAAUUAUUUUAUAAGACAUGGAUCAGGAUAACAAACCAAAAGUCGAUCCAGGAUGGAAUGAUCCACCAAUGUUAAAUUACAAUCCUUCUAAUCCACCUCCAAAAUCAAGAAUAGGAAAUAAAAGAGUAGCUUUCCCUUUAAAUGGAACUAUUAGCCCUGCCUCAGCAACCCCAGAAUUACAUCCUUCAGCACCUCCUUUACCUGUGCCUGAUUUUACAAAUGAACACACAAAAGAACAUUUAGAGAAGUUAUUUUCUUCAGACAAGUCGAGGAAAAAUUUCCAUCAAAUUUGGGAUAGUGACUUACCUGACGAAUUUAAAAAAUCACUUAGAUUGAUGGCAGAAUGUUUGGUAAAAAAUAAUAGACUUGGUGCUGAAAUUCACAAACAAGAACUUUUAACAGUACACAAAAAACUGUGUGAAAAUUGGUUAAAAGAUGUUAAAUUCUGAUGUGUUGUGAAUAAAAAUUAUGUUUUAUUUUUUGUAACGUUAUUUAUUUGUGCUUUUUUUGUUUUACAAUAUAUAAUAGUCAGUAUGAACAAUAUUGUGCCCUUUUUUUGUUAGGAAAAGAAGCAUUGCUGGUGUUUUCAGUUGCACUAGUAAGUAAACCUAAUUAAAAAAUGAUAUGCUGAUGUAAUGUAGGCAAAUUAGUAUAUUCUUAAAAAUUAGUUAUGUAUAUAGCAGGUUCAUAAAUGUCAUGUUAAUAUUGAUACAAGUAACUCAUUGGCCUAUUAAUAUUGCUAACACUUUUGACGAUUUUGAUUGAUUAAAACUGCAAGUUUUUUUGUAGUACUAAGAGGACAAUUUAAAACCUGAUUAGAUUAAAAUUAAGUCCAAAGGCAUCACUGAAGACAAUCUUUAAAAAACUAACAAGAAAAAGCCAUUUAGAGCACACGUUAAUAUGAAAUUUAAGUAAUAAAAAAGGCCAAGGAAUCAUUUCAUUAUAGACACCACAUUUAGGAACACCCUGCAUAUAUAUAUAUAUAUAUUUACAGGAUACAUGUGUAAGUAAAUAUGUUAACUUAAAAUGUGUUAUGUAGGCUAAUUUAUUAUUAUUUUUUUUUUUUUUCAGUAUUACUAUGAAUGAAAUGAGAAUAAAUAUGGAUAAGUCAUUCAUACAUUUUUCUAAUGCAAUAGCUUUGUAUAGUAUUUUAUUUUAAUGAUUUGCUUUAUACAGAAAGCUAAACUAUUUAGGCUGGUUCUGUUCAGUUAUUAUUAUUUUUAUUUUGUUUGGAUCUAGGGAAUGUGUUUUAUCUUAGUUUCCAAAAUGUGAUGAUUACUAUUUAUGAAAUAUUGCUAAUAAAAAGUAUUUUUUAUUCAUAUAAAAUAUGGCAGUUAAAACUAUUGUUAAAAUAAGUUAGUAGUCUAGAUUUAACAAUGUGCUACUUUUUUUCAAAAGCUACAAUUAAGGAACCCAAGUGCUUACUUACAAUAAGAAUUUUUACAGUCUUGGAUUUUUGGAGAUAAAGUUUUAAAGUAUAUUUAUAAUUAUUACAAUUUAUUUACAGAAAAGCUCAAUCCACUGGACAUAAUAUUUGCAAUGGCAAGACGAAUUUGUGUUUCUUGAGAUCAAGUAGCUUGAACUUAAUGUAUGUAUUGAGAAUAUUCUCAUGACUAAUAAAUAUUUGAGAAAAAUAUUGGAAAAAACUGGUUUAUCAUAUUUUCAUGUUCAAUUCAAUCUUUUUUAAAGCCAUUAUUUCAAUAUUUAGUAAAAAAUUAACAUAUGAGCUUUAGUUUUCUAAAUUCAUUUGUGAGGUUUGGGAAAUUUGUAAAAUAUAUAUACUUAAGUACUUUUUUUAAAUAAAUAAGCAAUGAUUUCUUAAUUGAGCCGAAUACAAAAGGAUAGUAGACUACUAAAAUUAGGCAGCUAGUUUCAAGCUUAUAAUAAGAUAAACAAUUUAUAAUUUUUUCUCUAUAUAGCAACAAAAAAUAAUUAUAUUAUCAUAAAUUACAAAUUUGUGGUUUUUAUUGUAGUUUUACUAGAGUCUAUGGAAUUUAAUGUCUUGCAAACAACUGUUUGCUGAGUUAUAAUAUUGGAUAUACAUAAUUUACCAAAUUGCCCAAAUAUAUGUUUGCAAAAUUAAUAUAACACUACAUAACUAUAAUUUUGAGCAUAUAGGUUUCUAGAUUAUCUUAUUUCAUAUAGGCAUAUAUUAUUGCUUUAAACAUCUUCAAUGAAGUUUGUUUUUAUAUUAUUUUCAAACAGUAACUCAUAUUGUUUUAUGACAAAUAUAACAAGCUGUUAUAUAAAUAUUCAAAAAUCUCUAUAAAAAAAAAUUGUCACAGAACUAUAAACCACAGGGUUUUCAGUUCGCGUUUGCCCACUGUAUAGGAAACUAUAUAUAUGAGGUACUUUUAUCACAUUUCUGGUUCACAGUUCUGCAAUUAAAUUAAUUUGUCUUAAAGUCAUCAAGUUUAAAGCUUUUUUUAAAACACACCAACAUUAGAGUGACCAUUUUUAUUGUUGUCCUAAUUGUUUUAAAUUAUACUCAAUUGUUCAUGUACUCUAUAAUACUUACUAAAAUUCAAGAAUGUGAGAAAAAUUUUAAAUUAUGGUGGAAUUUCAAAAUUAUUAAUUUAAAGACAUAUCAUGUGUAAUAAAAGGGCAACAGCGAUGUGUUAAGGAAUUUUGAAAAACUUUCAAAAGUAAAAUUAAACAAUUUCCUUUUAUGAAAUUAAGAAAAGUAGGUAUUAAUUAAUAGACAAGAAAGACAUUUAACAUAUUAUUUUUUGUAACAAUUUAGUAUCACAUACUAUUUAGAAUCUUUAUUAAGAAAGGUGCACUUGUGUGUAUGUGUGUCCUUUAAAAUUAAGUAAAUCUAGAAGCUGUUAGAUAAAACAAUUAUAAGAAUCGCUUCUAGACUGUUUCAAUUGCCAUUCAACCCGAUAGAAUAAGAAACGUAGUUUUUAUGUUCAUUUUUAUAAAUUAUUCAACAUUGUUUUUUAAGAAAAAAUAUUUUAUCCAUCACUAAAAUGUAUGUAAUUUAAACCAGUAUUUUUUACUUUAAAUUUUGUCUAAUAUUCCUUUUAAUAAAUUUUGGAAACUGCAAAAGAACAUCUAAUUUUUACUAAUUCGCAUUAUGCAGUCAUUCAACCUAAGUUAGUUUAAAAAUAAGAUUUUCAUGUGUUAUUUCACACUUUUCGAAUUCUCUCAGGUUGAAAAUCAACAGGUCUGGUAUACCUUAGUGUGCACAUUGGUGUUGUGAAAACGUUUAAUAUCUUAAUGGACCACAGUUGAGGCAAAACAGUUUUAGUACUCUACAAAAAUAUAAAAGAAAUAUGUACAAUCUAAUAAUGGAAAACUAUAAAAAAAACUACUUCAUCAGACGAUGACACUGCGCCUGUUUGUUUUCUGAUCAGGCGCGUAUUGUUCGAGGUCCUCUGGCUGGGUGUUCAAUGCCGAAUAGUCAAUGGGAAACAUUAUUGUUGAUAAUGUUGUUACAGGAGCGCCUAGAAGGUAAUGGCCUGGUCCAUUCGGAUUUCUUCCAAGUAGAUAGUUCGCGAAACAUAGUCUAUACGAUUUAUAGUGCAAGGGAUGGUCGCCAUUCUAAAAUUAAAUGGCUUAUAUUUAACUGUCUACCACAGUUUUCCUAUAAAUGUUCACCAAAUUUUGGACAUUAUAUACAAUGUGGUUCAAAAAUAAGGGUACCUUUUUCAAAACAAUAUUAAGGGAGGCACAACCCUCUAAAGGAUUGCAAAGAGUAAACAUGGGCAGAAAAAUAUGUUGACCAUUAUUAAACACACACUAUUCUUUUCUUAAAACAGACAUGUCUAUUCCAUUUAUGAAAAAAACAAGUCCAUAUUCAAAUAAUAAAUUCCAAAUAAUAAAAGUGAAAACAACCAGUUAAAUAAUGAGUUAAAAAUCCAAUGGAAAUUAAUCUCUUAAAGAUAUUCUUUAGCAAAUCAUAUGUAGUCCUUCAGAAGCUAAAUUGUGGUCAAACAGUUGAGAGUUAUACCCGCUUUUGAUUAGCAUCAAGAAUAGAAAGAUAUGUCUAAAAAAAUUUCUCUUAAAAUAUUGUAUAAACUUGUUUUUGUGAUAAUAUUUGAAAUUCGUUACAAAAGAUAUAAAAUUAUACUCAUAUCAAUAAAUAUUGACCUUUUAAUUUUAGAAACCAUGAAUUACAAUAUAUUAUACAAAAAAAAAACUUACCGAAGUCAUUGCUUGAUAGGCAUGAUCGAGUAUUUGUCCUACUUUCACAGCAUCUAGACCAAGUACAGAAGAAUAGAAUGAGCUUAGUUCGUCUCUAGUUAUUACCCCAGUCGCUGAAAAUUUAAACUUUGGGGAUAAAACAUUCCACCAACUGCAAAUAGCAAUCAAAAGACCUUUUUUACAAGUUUCUUAGAAUCAGAAUAUGAGUUAAUAAUAAUAAUAAUAAAUGGCCUUUAUUUGUACAUACCAAAAAUACAAAAAAUAUGUAGAAAUGUACAUUUGCCUGGGCGAGAUUUAGCCUAAGGCUAUUCUUAGAAAUGUAAAUGAUAUCAAAAGUUGAUGUCCAUAUACAUAGAGUAUAAGGUAUAUAAAUUAUUAAGAAAUUAUCCUUCUUGAUGCAUUUCUAAUUAAAACAAAUUACGUAUUUGUCUGCACUGCCUAUAUUUCCCAAUAACUGUACAAUUUCGAGUACCAAUAUGUGUAGAAGGCUAAAACGUAUUUUUGGGGUAUAUCACACACCAUCUGCUUUGGCUUUUUCAAGAGCGAAAAUAAAAUGAAAAUAUUUUUUGUGAUAAAUAACAGAAUUAUUUACAACUUUAAUAUCUUUAUCUAUUAUUUUAUCAAAUAAUCCACUAAAUUACUGCCAAUAGCAAGCUUUGAAUAAGUUUAAAAUUUGCCACAAAAUAUCUAUCAACUAAAUGGUUUAUUUUUUUUAUAUACACUCACCACUCCUAUUUAUAACUUGGAAGAGAACUUUAACAAAAAAUUGAAGCCAAAUAGGAAAAUCAGAUAGAUUUUUAGCUCCAUCCAGUAAUUCACCCCAUUUGUGCAACCAUCCAUCCUUUGUAAUAUACGUCAAAUUAUUGACUGUGAAACCUAUAGAAAAACUAUAUUAGAUGAUAAACAUACCUAAUAUAUUGUUUUCUUACAAACUGGUUUCUUUUACAUAUCAAUCUUUUUCUAAUAAAAAGAAUGGUUUUAUAUAUAUGUGGUUGUGGUUUGUUAUCCAGUUUGAUGUAGUACAAAGACCUACCUAAUUUUUCAUGUGAUAUGUUAGUUAAAAACGUUUCAAUGAACCCUCGUUCUAUCUCUCGAAGUAUAUUAAAUUCUGAAGAUGUCAAAGACCAGUCUGCAAAAUGUCGCAAUCUCUAUCCAAAGCGAAAGCAUGAAAGGGAUACACAAAUUAAAUCUAAACUAAUCAACUGUAGUACCUGUAGAGUAUUUUAUGAUAAUUAGGUUUACCUCCAUUAAAUGUUCAAAAUCAUCUUCACUAAUAAGAUUGUCCUGAUCGUGGUCUAAUAGACAUGUAAAAAAAUGUGAGAAUUUGUUGCUUUGUGUAAGACUUAGCUGAUAUCCAUUGUUGUCCUCUGAGUUUUCACCAGAAUCGACGCUAAAUCGGUCUACCCAAGUGGCUGCAAAUAAUUAUUUAUAUACUAAAGAGCAAACCUCCAAAUUGCACAUAUUAAAGUUAGGGGAUUAAAAAUUAUACAUAAAAUGCAGGCUUAUUAUUAUUCCACUUAAGCAAACAAGACAUCACAUGCUUCUAACCACAACAUUGAUCUAGGUGAAGGUCAGUAGAAAGGAUCUGAACAAAGAUAAUGCCAAUCCAAUAUUAUUAAACACCUGUGCAGCUUCCAAAUCGACAUCACCAAUUUUAUAUACAGAUCUAUAAAAGCUCAAAACAUUGCACACGUUUGAUUGUGGAAAAUUGAAAUCACACCAAUUAAUAAUUUCGUGUUGCAAUUUAUUUUAGGUAAAGGUGUCAAUUGGCAUACAGAAUACUGAGAAUCUUGGAAGCAAUUAAUAAAAAUAGAUUGGGCUAAUGAAUGUGAUAUCGCUGGUGAACUCCAAAAGAUAUUUUUCUUGACAAAGUGCAAUGACUAUGAUUAGUAAGGAUAAGACAUUCCACCACCUGCAGGUAGCAUGGUAGCAAUCAAAAGACCUUUUUUACAAGUUUCUUAGAAGCCGAAUAUGACUGUUAAAAUCCUUAGAAAUGUCAUUGUAAAUGAUGUCAAAAGUUGCUGUCCAUAUACAUACAGUAUAAGGUAUAUAAAAUGUUAAGAAAUUAUCCCUUUAAUGGUUUAUUUGUAGAAAAUUACAGACUUGGUUCUGUAUUUUUAUAACAGGUUUUUUCUUAAUAUUGGUUUGAAAAUAAUUUAAAAAUAAUAUGCCCCUAUGAUCGAUAAAUAAUAUAUUAAGGUAAGGAAUAUACCUAAUUAAUUGAAUAGUUAAGAAGAAAAAG